Molecule: messenger RNA, 266 nt
Organism: Musca vetustissima
Lineage: Eukaryota; Metazoa; Arthropoda; Insecta; Diptera; Muscidae
Gene: ox
Product: cytochrome b-c1 complex subunit 9
Exons: 2
Coding region: 62-229 (55 amino acids)
Biological process (GO): mitochondrial electron transport, ubiquinol to cytochrome c
Source: RefSeq, a predicted model, not a curated record
GCAAAAAUUUUCUUGCGAGCAUUUCGGUUUUGUGUACAAAUAUCAGCCAGUCCUCAACAAAAUGAAGGUUAUCUACAACACUUUGUUCAAAAGGACCUCCACCUUUGCCGUGGUCGUCAUUGGCUCUGCCUUCUUCUUUGAACGUGCCCUCGAUGUUGCUUCCGAAAGCUUUUUCGAGUCCGUCAACAAAGGCAAAUUGUGGAAGGACAUCAAGCACAAGUACGAAUAAGUUGUAGCAGAAUUGUUAAGCUCUUAAGAAAAUUUUA